GUGGAGAGGCAGUCAGGCAGACGUGUUGCAACAGAUGGCUUUAGCAGCGGUGGCAGCUGCACCAAGGAACUCUGGGACGCUGUUAGACGCAGACAGGGAAAGGUAGGGAGGGGUGUAAGAGAGCAAAGAGACAGAGUGAGACUUCCUCCUCUCCGCUCCUGAACUCACCGUCUUCCUCUCCAGACACACUGGAGAACAUGUCAGUGUGAGCACAAGUUGUGUGGAUUUGCCAAAGAGGAGCAGCAGCAACAGUUUUAUGGAGGAGAUGAGUGAGUGAGCUGAGCCUUCAUCCUGCUCUUCCUCUUCCUCCUCCUGGCCGGGCGUCAGAGAGGAGAACACCUGCUGACAGUGAGGAGGUCCUGAGGGAGGAGCAGGAGGUUCCUGUCGAGCUGAACAAACUGUGGCUCCACUCCACGGUGUGUGCACAAGAGGUUGAGAGUUCACGGGGGAAGCAGCUGAUUGGUUGGCCUUCUGGGGAGGUCAGGGGUCAAAGGCCAUGGCUGGCCGGCUCCUCCUCUUCCUGCUCAUUUCUGUGACACUCAGCCACGCCCAUUUCCAGUAUGGCCAGCGUCUGAAGCCCCGCCUGCAGAGAGACCGACGCAACAUUCGGCCAAACAUCAUCCUGAUCCUGACCGACGACCAGGACCUGGAGCUGGGUUCAAUGCAGGCGAUGAAUAAGACUCGCCGCAUCAUGGAGGAGGGCGGGACUUCUUUCUCCAACGCCUUUGUGACCACGCCCAUGUGCUGCCCGUCACGGUCGAGCAUGCUCACUGGGAAGUAUGUCCACAACCACAACACCUACACCAACAACGAGAACUGCUCCUCGUUGUCAUGGCAACGGCAGCACGAGCCACGGACCUUUGGGGUUUACCUCAACAACACUGGAUACAGGACAGCCUUCUUUGGGAAGUACCUGAACGAGUAUAACGGCACAUACAUCCCUGCCGGUUGGAGAGAGUGGCUGGGUUUGGUGAAGAACAGCCGGUUUUAUAACUACACACUGAGUCGCAACGGAGUCCGAGAGAAACAUGGAGCGCAGUACCCACAGGACUACCUGACCGACCUGAUCACGGUGGAGUCGAUCCGCUACUUCCGCUCCUCUAAGCGGAUUUAUCCUCACCGGCCGGUUCUCAUGGUUCUGAGCCAUGCGGCUCCACACGGACCUGAAGACUCAGCACCAGAGUACAGCACUGCCUUCCCCGCGCGCGCGCACACACACACUACUCCCAGUUACAAUUACGCUCCCAACCCAGACAAGCACUGGAUAAUGCGUUACACGGGCCCCAUGAAGCCCAUCCACAUGGAGUUCACCAACAUGCUGCAGAGGAAACGGCUGCAGACGCUUCUGUCUGUGGACGACAGCAUGGAGAAGCUGUACAACAUGCUGGUGGAGACGGGCGAGUUGGAAAACACCUACAUCAUCUACACGUCUGAUCAUGGCUACCACAUCGGACAGUUCGGCCUCGUCAAAGGUAAAUCCAUGCCGUAUGAGUUUGACAUCAGAGUCCCGUUCUACAUCCGAGGACCCAACGUGGAGCAAGGCAGCAUUAACCCUCACAUGGUCCUGAACAUCGACCUGGCUCCGACCAUCCUAGACAUCGCUGGCCUCGACACCCCUCCAGAUAUGGAUGGAAAGUCAAUACUGACGCUUCUGGACACUGAUAAACCUGCCAACAGAUUCCAAGUCAACAAGAAGCCGAAGGUGUGGAGGGACUCGUUUCUGGUGGAGAGAGGGAAGCUGCUGCACCAGCGUGUCGAGGGGAAGGAGGUGUCACAGGAGGAAAACUUCCUGCCCAAGCACCAACGAGUAAAAGACCUCUGUCAGAGGGCCGAGUACCAGACGCCCUGCCAGCAGACGGGACAGAAGUGGCAGUGUGUGGAGGACGCCACAGGGAAGUUGCGCCUCUACAAAUGCAAAAACGAAGGAGGAGGAGCUAAGGACUUCCAGAAGGGUGUAGCUGGUCAUCCGCGUCCAAUCAGCAUCAAGUCUCAGAUGUACCGUCGUGACGUCAACGCCUGUGACUGCGACCUCCACGACCUCCAACCUGAGAACCUGCGGCCCUCCGUCAUGAGGCCGUUCAACAAGAAGCCGUUCUUCUCCAAAAAGAAGUUCAAAGCCCUGAAGAGUUACUCCAGAAACCGCUACGGCCGUGCCGUAUCCACGGCCAACGGUUUCCCUGGUAACCACAGCCUGGAGGUUACCACGGUAACUGACCAGUCUGAGGAUGAGUUCAGCGGGAUGGGAGGUGUUCCGAGUGUCAUGCCCCCACCCAACUCCAUCAAGGUCACACACAGAUGUUCCAUUCUGUCCAACGCCACAGUGAAGUGUGAUACAGGAGUGUAUCAGUCGCUGCAGGCCUGGAAGGACCACAAGCUGCACAUUGACCACGAGAUUGAGACGCUGCAGACGAAGAUAAAGAACCUGAGGGAGGUCAGAGGUCACCUGAAGAAGGCCCGCCCCCUGGAUUGUGACUGUAACAAGUACCUGUAUAAAUCCAAACUGAGCACUAAGCUGAGGUACCGAGGAGACGGCGUGCACCCAUUCAGGAAACCCAGCGCUCGUGACAAGAAGGCGUGGCUUCUGAAGGAGCAGAAGAGGAGGAAGAAGAUGAGGAAGAUGAUCAAGAGGAUCAAAAACAACGACACCUGUUCGAUGCCCGGUCUCACCUGCUUCACACACAACAACCAGCACUGGCAGAGUGCGCCCUACUGGACAUUGGGUCCCUUCUGCGCCUGCACCAGUGCCAACAACAACACAUACUGGUGUAUGAGGACAAUCAAUGAGACCCACAACUUCCUGUUCUGUGAGUUUGCCACUGGCUUCCUGGAGUACUUCGACCUCAACACAGACCCAUACCAGCUGAUGAACGCUGUCAGCACUUUAGAUCGGACAGUCCUCAACCAGCUUCACGUUCAGCUGAUGGAGCUCAGAGGCUGCCGGGGACAUAAGCAGUGUAAUCCUCGCACACGCUCAGUGGACCUGGGAGGGCGGGAACACGGCAGCUUCGAUGACUACAGGGUGUUUGAGAGGAGGAGGUGGCCACGAGUCAAGAAGCCUUCAUCUUCUCGGACCCUCGGUCCAAUCUGGGAUGGCUGGAAGGGCUAAGCAUACUGAUUGGUCGGAGCGGGCUCCUGGCUCCGCCCACAGGACCCUGAAGGAGCAGGGCGUGGUCGUCGAUGGUCACAGCAGCAUCUAUUGGCAAUCAUGCCUUCAUUUCACCGGUCAGCCAAUCAGCUUCUGCCAUCUGUGGCAUCGCUAGGCCCUCCCACCCUGUUGCUCGGGGAUGAAACGUCCAACACACCUCUUCAUCAGGUGCUCCUCCUCCUUGCCUCUCCUCUGAGGAGCUGCGGGGAGGAGGAGGUGGAGGAAGAGAGUAUUCCUGACAUUUAAUAGCAGUAUCGCCAGAUAAAACUAUGGUGGCCCAGAGAGCUCAGCACACAGCAGCUUAAGAAGCGAAGCAGAGUACAAACACAGGAGAGAAAACAGCCAAACAGAGAAACAGGCUGCAGAUACAGAAACCUGGAGAUGGGCAGAUGAUCCUGAAGCUCUGGUGCUGGCUUCACUCCUGUGAAGUCCCAGUUUGACCACACUGUGUUGGAGCUUGUGUCAAAUAAAGGAAACCAUGUGGCUGAUGAGGCCUGAGGCUUCACACGUCUUGCAGCUAAAUUAUGUUGAUUACUAGAAUAAGAGGUGGUAAACUAAAGACAUUAGAGGUGUGUGCAUGUCACCAGGGGUCAUGUGCAUGUCACCAGGGGUCAUGUGCAUCUACCAUAUAUUACAUACUGCUAGAGAGAAUCACAGAGAAAGUAGGAAGAGAUUUCCACCUGCUGCCAAGUGAUAAUGUGAAGUAACUAAUACAACUAUGACUAAUAAAUUACAAAUCAUGUUUCAGAGCAACAAAAAUAUUCUGUGUAUCAGCUUUCUGGACCCUGUGCUGUACAUGUUCGUUGUUUUGCCGUCACUUGCACAGUAACACCUACAGUUAGUGAAGCAUGAGAUUAAAUAAUAACGUGAAGCUUCUGGGCUAUUGCCACAUAUGAGAUUCAAAUGAAGAAAACCUGGAUGUGGAGGUGCUUCGAUCUCGACUGCUAUGAGAAGUUGCUGUGCUCAUCUUAGCUGAAGCUCAACGCUUCAUUGGGUUUUGUGCAGCUGUCACCACAGAGAACAGAACCACUGAUACACAAACGUGCCACAGAUACAGAAAACACAAGCCGACAGGCCGCAGAGACGCUGCUUGUUCACAACUGAUCUCUGAAUCGUGCCAUCACAGUGUGUAGAAAACAUGCUAGCUCGCUUCGACAUCAUGAGUCACCAUGGCAACAACAAGCUGUCCCCUGGAAACUCUUCAGUUGUCGUCUGUACUGUUUAUAUAUGAUUGUGUUUUGUCACUUUGCAGCAUCAUUGUGAAAGUGUUGUCAGUUUGGUGAAGAUGUUUUGUGAUUCCCUUGUAUUUUGCAUGUGUUUUCCUACACCGCACUGUGUCGAGCUCUCAGAGCCACCGUAGAAAUCAAAACAACAAACUCAGAACAAAAACCCCAGCCUGCCUCAUCUCUGCGGUGUCCUCCUCCUCCUCCUCCUCCUCCUCCUCCUCCUCUUCAGUGACCUCCCAGCGGCCAUAUUUGUUUCCAUGUUCAUAUUAAAGGACCCGUUCUCCUUUUUUGUUGUUACUAAACUCAGACUGAGACAAAAGCAAACACUGUGACAUCACUGCUGAUGAAAACGUGGUCAUCUCCCAGUCUUUUUUUCUUCCACUAACUUGAGAGUUGGUUACCAUGGUGACAGACCAACGACAGAGCUACAGUUGUACUAACCUGCUGAUUGACUACAGUACCCAUGAUGCAACACGGCACCCCUGAAGGGAAUGACAACAGGAUCAUGUCGGAGUAAAAAUCAAAGAGCACAAACAGCAGAAAGAAAAGAUGUACAACUGGUGGAGCCUCUCAUGAGCCAAUAAAAAGAGGACUAGAUGAUGAUGUCACACCCUCCAGAACUUGUUUUGUGAUUAAACAUUAAGGAAAUGUAAAGUUAAAUUCAUCACCCAGAGAAACUAGGCACAGAGUUCUGGUUUUAUGUCAUCACUUUUUUAUUUUUAAAUUGUGUCCACUGUCAGCCACCACUGACCGGUGAAUUUCCUCCUCUCUGGUUCAGCUGUUUCUGCCUCUCAGCUUUUAUUUUAUGUCAUAUUUCAGCCCUGCCAUCCAUUUUUUCCCUUGCUCAGAUUAAACCUCUGGACAGAGAUGUCCAGAGUUCACUUUCAACUUAGAACAAUGUAAAAUAAAACUGUAGAAAACCAUGUGUGAAUCCAGACACAGGAAGUGACAGUGUGGCACAGAUCUUGGCUUUGAGGAUCUCUGCCUGUUGUAUUUGAUCCAACCCUAAAUUUAGACUUUUGUGAUCUGGUGGAUUCUAAACAGGAAGUAAAAAAUAAAAACCCAGAAGAUCACAUUUUUUCAGUGUUAAAACUGUCCCUCAGACACUCUCACACUGUUUAACAAUUUUUUUUUUGUGCUACUACAUUUCCCACAAUACCUUUCACCAGAGAAGGUACAUCCACAAAACCCUAAAUUAUUUGGGAGCGUGUAGGAUUUGUAAUUUGUGUUGUUUGUGAAACAAAGUGGACAAAAUGAGUAUAUUUAGUGCACACAGUUGUGAUUUUAGGGAACACUUUCACUUUUCACACCGACUGUUGUCCAUCACACGGGCAUAUGCCCACACAGCAGGAUGUUGUUUGUCACGACAUCACUGUGAUAAUGUUUUAUUAGUUUUCAUGUGGGUUCUACUGCUGAGUUUGCUUUUGCCCAAAAUGUUCUGUGAGACCGUUUUCUGAUCUGACGCCUCCCAAAACCAUUUUCAGUCAUUCACAUGAUGGUUGACACCUCUAUAAAUACAGUUGGAUUAAAUGUUAACACCAGUGAAUUUUCUAUGUCUUAUCUCUAUUAACCCAACCCCGUCCAGAGACCAGCAGCCCCUGGUCCAGCUCAUCGCUCUGGGCCGUGGACCUCCACUGUUGUCCACCAGCUAUUAACCCCCCCAGUGAGCCACACUGCUGCACUGGGGGGGGUUAACUGUAAAAUCUUUGCCCUUUUAGUUUAGGCGACUAAAACACCUGGUUUAGAUUGUGGUCAUAGUUUUAAACAACGCUGAUGAAACAGCUGCUCCAGGUUUGUCAAGUGAACCACAAACGCUGUGUGAUUUGUGUGGUUCUGUUUCUUGCUUAUGUUUCCUCUUCUGUGAUUAGUUUCUUUUUGUUCGAUUGUUGAUUUGAAAGGAAGAAGGCCCCACUCUGAUCUGACCCCAAAAUCUGACACGUAUUAUUGUUUCAGACAAUGAUUCCAUGCUGGAAUGGGAUUUGACUCCCAUUCCCAUUCCAAAUCCCAUUCCAUGCUGGAAUGGGAUUUGACAGCAGGAAACACACACCAUCAAACUUUGAGCACAAAUGUUUCUUCCAACAGUGUAAAAGUGUUUGAGGUGACGUCUCCGCCGACCAGUCUGCUGUCUCUACAGUCUUUAACCCCGGGUGUGUUUGCUCGGCGGUGCUAUUUACUGUCUAACAACUAUCUAGGGAAAACCGCCGGGUUAUUUGAAUGUAUUUCUAAAUGUCUAGGUGUGUUUUCUAAAGACGCACUAGAGUCGGACCGUUCGGGACCGACUCGCGCAUGCACACACGCACACACACGCACACACUGAAGGACAACCUGCUGAGCACUUUGAUUGGAGGAUGGAGGGAUGAAUGGACCAAUGGAGGGUUCAUGGUGAGAUGUGACGACACAUGAUGUAAACAUGUCGUGAUCAAACACACGUGUACAGUCAGCCACUGCCCUGUGGAGUCACUGGUCAGUUUAGUUGUGAAUAAAGUGUUGGUUGCCAAAAUGCA
Monopterus albus (swamp eel) is the source of this 6875-nucleotide messenger RNA. Its product is annotated as extracellular sulfatase Sulf-2-like. Gene Ontology annotation, cellular component: plasma membrane; cell surface; endoplasmic reticulum. The coding region runs from base 497 to 3106 and encodes 869 amino acids. Gene Ontology annotation, molecular function: N-acetylglucosamine-6-sulfatase activity; glycosaminoglycan binding. The transcript is spliced from 24 exons. The record is from RefSeq and is a predicted model, not a curated record. NCBI's taxonomy places the organism in Eukaryota, Metazoa, Chordata, Actinopteri, Synbranchiformes, Synbranchidae. Gene Ontology annotation, biological process: heparan sulfate proteoglycan metabolic process; glomerular basement membrane development; negative regulation of fibroblast growth factor receptor signaling pathway.